Chlorella variabilis is the source of this 1329-nucleotide messenger RNA. RefSeq lists its product as hypothetical. The record is from RefSeq and is a predicted model, not a curated record. Lineage: Eukaryota; Viridiplantae; Chlorophyta; Trebouxiophyceae; Chlorellales; Chlorellaceae. The transcript is spliced from 6 exons. Gene Ontology annotation, cellular component: membrane. Bases 1 to 1329 code for a protein of 442 amino acids.
AUGGCAGCAAUUGUGCUGGCACCGUUGCUGUUCCUAGCGCCCAUCCUGGCUUCAGCCGCCAACCUGACCGCAGACCAAGGCGCGGGGCCACUGUACCGCGGCCGCGACCUGCCUUUCUUCCUGGAGGCGCUGCCUGGGCAGAAUGUGUCUUUCAGCGACGGCAAGGCGGCGCGCGGCUGGCUGCAGGUGCCCAACCGCAGCAACUCCACGGGCGCGGUGUGCGCCAAGGGGUGGCAGAACCCGCCGCUGGCGGCGCAGGUGGUGUGCCGCGCGCUGGGGUGGACCGGCGUGGCGCGGGCCGCGGGCGCCCCCGCCCCUGAGAACAGCACCACCAUAGGUCCAGAGGGCGUGUCUUGGGAGUCGCUGCGGUGCGACGGCACGGAGGCGGGGCCGCUGGGCUGCAGGUACAAGCCUGUGGAGGUUAACUUCACGGGCUGCCUGCCGCGGGCACGCCUCGUCAUCGAGUGCUACCAGGACCCAGGCACAAAGGGCGAGCUGCGGUUCAGGGAGCCGCCACCGGCUGCCAGCGAGGUGUCAGAGAUGUACGGCCGCGGUCUGACGGUGGAAGUGUUCCACAGAGGGUUCUGGGGAUACGUGGGCACACCCUUGACGCCCAACGAAGCCGUGGUGCUGUGCCGGGAGGCCGGGUACGGCAACGGUACCGCCGGUACCGGUGACGUGCAGCUGGCGGGGCUGGGAUACCGCGAGGCCGGCGGCGCGCCCACCCUGGCGCUGGCCUGCAACGGCAGCGAGGCGGCGGUGCAGGAGUGCGCCGUGUCCUGGGUGCCUCCGCUGCCCAUCAGCGGUACCAAUGAUACCUACUUUGAUUGGGUGCCUCGAGGAUCCAUCAGCUACUACACCAGCCCCUUACUCCCGCUCCUCUUCUGCCCCCCGGCCUUCAACGACACCCACGCAGAGUUGGACGAGGUGGAGGAUGGCGCGCUGCGCUUGGCCUAUGGCGGUCUGCCCGCCACUGCUGAGGGCGGGUGCGUCAAGGGGGAGGCGCAGAUCCGAGCCGGCGGCUACUGGGGCAUGGUGACUCUGGGGGAUUACGGCGCUGGAGCAGAGGACGUCGCCGCCGAGGUGGCGCAGAGCAACGCGCAGGUCAUCUGCCGAGAGCUGGGCGCCCCCACCACCAACGUGACCAGCAGCCUGGCCGCCCCCAGCUCGGACAUCCUGCUGCCGGUGUGGCUCACCGACCUGGAGUGCGGCGGCGAGGAGGAAAGCAUCCUAGACUGCGCCUUCAGCUCCAGUGUGGUCCCAGGGGGCGCCCCGCCGGCAGAGGGAGAGGCUGUGUAUGCGCUGGAAGUGUCGUGCUGCCCGCAGUGA